Molecule: messenger RNA, 1170 nt
Organism: Penicillium olsonii
Lineage: Eukaryota; Fungi; Ascomycota; Eurotiomycetes; Eurotiales; Aspergillaceae
Source: the annotation of a GenBank genome assembly
AUGCUUAGCUCCCCAGCUCCAACAUCACCAGAGCAAUGGCCUGCUCCAGUGCCAACCCCCGCGAACUCCGGGACCUCCAACAGAGCUCGACCAACAUCCCCGCAGCCAAAAUCAGCACCGAAACCACAACCCCGCCAAACCUCAACACCAGAGCCCCCAGCACCGCCAUUCCGCAACGUCUCAGCAUGCAACCGCUGCCGCCUCCGCAAACACCGCUGCGACCAACGCCUGCCCCGCUGUGAAUCGUGCGAAAAGGCCGGAGUCCGAUGCGUGGGAUACGACCCCCUCACGAAACAAGAAGUCCCACGCAGCUAUGUAGCCUUCCUCGAAAACAGAGUCAGUUACCUGACCGAGGUCCUCCUCGACCACGGCAUCGACUUCAAGCCGGCCCUCGCCUACGACGAAGAAGAGACACUCCGCAUGGAGGACGCGCGCUCAGGAAACGAGCCCGCGCCACGAGAUACACUCGGCGCGAGGGUAUCUCCCACAGAACAAGCGGAAAGCAUGUCGCGCAAGAGGAAGUUGAAUCAGUACGAUGACAAGAUUCCUGUUCGUCAGGUAAAACGCCUAUCGCAGUUGAAUGUGCUUCUCAAAGAACUGUUCAAUGAUGGUUGCGCACACCAGUGCUCUCGAGAGCGCAAUCUCAGACAAAUUCCUUCACGGAGAGAGCGACAAGAAAUACCCGCUCGUGUUCGAGCUUCUUGGUCUCCGCAGAGCUUCCAAUCCAUGGAUCACAGCGAUGGACGCACUAGUCCUGAGACUGCGUCGCCAAGCUCAUCGCAUGAGCCGUACCCGUAUUCAUAUCACGAUACUAGUCCGAGACGGGGGAUGUCUCUCUUUGGGGCGGCGUCGAUUCUCGACUCGGAUAAUGCGUCUCGGGUCUACGAGUCUAGACAUCAGCCGGAGGCUGAUCUUGGGUUGUUGGAUUUGCCAUUCAAUGGGUUGGAUGGCAAGUCGUUUGGAAGUGGGUUCUCGGAGCAGAGAAGUUCGGGACGUGGUUUGAAUAUGCCCAGUUACGGACUGCCUAAAGCGCAGGAGUGUCCUCCUGAACCUAAAUUCGAUAUUGCUGCUGAUCUUCUUCGCGGGCGGAGAGAGAGGAGCGAGAGAAUUGAUAGGGAAAGGGCUAAUUUCGAUUUGCUCGACGAGUUCUUGGUUGAUUGGGCUGAGUGA